Styela clava is the source of this 5132-nucleotide messenger RNA. RefSeq names its product ubiquitin-conjugating enzyme E2 J1-like. Lineage: Eukaryota; Metazoa; Chordata; Ascidiacea; Stolidobranchia; Styelidae. The record is from RefSeq and is a predicted model, not a curated record.
AUAUUAAUUAAUUAUUAAUUAGUUUAAAUUAGGUCAUUUUAAGAUGGCACAGUCUCAGUAUAACUUCAAAAAUCCCGCUGUUAAGCGGUUAAUGAGAGAAGCGCAAGAAUUAAAAGAUGCAACUGAACAAUAUUCAGCGCAACCAUUGGACGAUAAUCUUUUCGAAUGGCAUUUUACGUUUCGUGGACCGUCUGAUUCUGAUUUUGAUGGCGGAAUGUACCAUGGUAGAAUUAUUCUGCCCCCUGAAUACCCCAUGAAGCCACCAAGUAUUAUGCUUUUAACGCCGAAUGGUCGAUUUGAAUUACAUAAAAAAAUUUGUCUAAGUAUUUCUGGCUACCAUCCUGAAAGUUGGCAGCCAAGUUGGAGUAUCCGUACUGCGAUUCUUGCCAUUAUAGGCUUCAUGCCUACCAAAGGGGAAGGAGCUAUAGGCGCUCUGGAUUACAGCCCACAGGAGAGGAAGAAUCUUGCGAAAAAAUCUUCGACAUGGAGUUGCCAAUGCUGUGGUUCUAUAAAGCAGUUGUUGAAAGAACCAGGUCAGGAUUCUCACCAGAAAACGGAAAGUGAAAUCCGCGACGAGGAGCUUGCGAAACAAAUUAAUUUUUCGAAACCAAAAACGCAAACGAAAUCGGAAAGUGAGAAAGGGCCAAGCACUUCAACAACUGAAGAAGAUUCGUCAUCUACUCCUCCGAACACAGACGGCUUACGGCAGCGACAAACAUCCCCCCCAGAAAUUUCAUCGAUUCCUCCCCCUACUACCCCCCAACAACCAGCACCGCAAACGCAAAUACAGCAACCUCCACCACAACAAAACGCACAGCGCCACCAAGAGGACUCAACACCAUUCAUGUUAAUAAUUGUUUUAAGCGUAGUUCUUGCCGUAUUGCUUCUAAGACGAUUAGACAGGGUUUAUGAUUUAAGAGGAAACCUUUUUUAAUGAUCCUUAACCUUUCAACUUUGACCGUCUGAAAUUUGAUUCUUUUUUUAGUUUUAUUAUAGUUUAUUUUAAUUUGUGUAUUUAGGGUGGAAUAGACUUGGUGACAUGGCUUCAUGCCCUGCCAUUAGGUGAUUUUAUGAUGCCACAUUUUAGUAGCAUGACAUAUAAGAGUGUAUAGAAUUUAGUUUAAGCAGAAUUAAAAAUUUAUGGAAUUCUAAAAUGUGUAUUUAAAGAAUUCUAUAUACCGGUAAUCCAAAUUAAAAUUUUUUUUGUAAAAUUGACUGUUUGCAUUGAAGGAAUGAUUUGUGUGUAUAUGUAUUGAAUGAGCUGCAAGGUAGAGCUAUUCGGAAUAUUCAUAACAAAUACUCUAUGGUUGAACAUGUAUACAAUUUGAAUUUUUGUGGUGUAUUUUUGAAUAUUACCGGAGUUUGUGAAAAUUUAUAAUGGGAUUGGUGGAAAUUUUCUUUCUUAUAUUUUGUCAUGUUGAAGCUGAUAGUUGGCGCAUGUAAAUUAUAUCUUGAAAAAAUAGUAUAUUUUUAUAGUUUUUUGCUUUACAAUUCCGCUGAUUGAAAUUGUAUGGCACCCCUAGAUGAUAAUGAUAGCCCAUUGUAAAAAUAUAUGCAUAGUGCAGUAAAAUUUGUAUACAUGCAAGCUAGAUUUAGCUGAGGGUUUCAGUUAGUACUUUUUCCUAAUUUUCAAAUGCACAAACGUUUCAAUUUUGUUUCUAGUUGGGUUGUGGCACACUUAGGUGGAGGUGGAGUUAGAUUUGAAGUCAUUUGAAAAUUUAGCCACAUCCUGCCUUAUCAACCGUUUCAGUCCAAAGAAACUUUCACUCUUUAAUAUUUUUCUUGUCAGCAAAUUUUGCCACUAGUCCAAUAUUUUGACUCAAGUGAAUCUGAUUGGUUGCCAAAAUCAACUCCUAUACCUUAUUGAGGGGUCAAAGGUUAUCCAUCACACUUUUAAUUCAUUUAUUAAUAGCCUGACCAAAGUCAAGACUUUCUCAGACAAGCAAUUUGCAACAAUGAAGGAGUCUUUAGUCAGACAAAGUGUCUAAGAAUAAAUUUACAAAAGUGAAAGCAGGCCCUUUAAACUACUGAACUAUUUAUUGCUUAAGUAUCUUUGCUGGCACAAAUGCUGAAAGAAAUGGGCUGUAGUAAUACGCGCCGAAUAUUUGGUACUAUCGUAGUAUGUGUACCAUGUUAGGCCAUAAUUUUAUUCCAAUCCCCCUAUUUUAGUUCUAGCACAAGUUCGGAGGCUGUCUGUGUUAGCCAAGUGAAUAUCCCCCUGCCCAUAGGUUACAGUCCUUUUCCUUGCCCAUAGGUUACAUUCCCUUUACACAACUUGAUGUAAAAUAGGUGAACAAAAUUAGUUACCUCCAUAUUGGUACACAUACUUCUGGAGCGCCCAAUAUUCAAUCAAUCCCUGUUAAUUACCCAAACUAUUUUAUUAUAGUUUUUCAAAUCGUGGCAUUAGCAAAACUGAUGUCGCCAGGUUUUUAUGCUGUGGUGCUUUACACAUAUAUAAUGAGGAACUCUUCAAUACCAAAUGAAAUAAUAAAAAUUACCGGUACUAGAAAUUGAAAUCAGUCACUUUGUUAAAAUCAGUAACAAGCACCCAAGAGUAUUUCCAGGCGACCCAUAGUUUGGGGAAGACUGCUCUAGUGUAUGACCCGUACAAUGACUAGAGAUUUCAUAGUUAAAAUGUUGAAAUUCUUAACAUUAAUUUUUGAAAAAGUAUUUAUGUAUGUUAUUGUAAUACUAUUUGUGUAUAAUACAUCCAAGUUUUGUUUUUAUGUAUGCUUGCCUAUCUCCUUCAAUUCAAUUUUUGCUGGUGUUUUAAAUUAAGUUAUAUCAGGGGGUCUUUGUGAUAACUGGAAAGAGUAAUGAGACAUAGCCCUAGAGAACCCAGUCUGCCAAGCCAUUUAGUGUGGCCGUUGUCACUCAACACUCAGAAAAUAUCUCUUAAUAAUGCUUCACUUCAGACUAUCCAUGUAGACAUCAGUAUGUUUUAGAUUCUCUUUCAAAAUAUUCAUGAAUUGAAACAAGUAUCCUAAACUAUCCAUUAUAACCCAGGCUCUUUAUCUCUUUUCCCUAUUACCAGGACCCUAAAAUUAGGAUAUCUUGUAGGGUGGACGGUUUUAUGCAUUUAUGGAAUUCUGAACAUUAUUUGUUUUAUAAAAUGACAUUAAAAUCGACAUUUUUUGAGUGUCAUUGUGUUAAAUAUAACAGUUUAAAUUAUCUAAACUUUGAAUAAUUAAUUAAUUGUCACUACUAGUUAAUUUUUUAUAAUCAUUUGCUUUUCAAAAGUUUAUUGGAAAUUGACUGAAUUAUAUAAUUGUUUGCAUUGCAGAGUAGCUCACUAUACAAUGUCACAUCGUUGCGAGAAUUUUUUCAUUUAUAUUAUAUAAUCCAGUGCUUCCCAACCUUUUUCAGUUUGCAACCCACUUUUAUUGCCAUUUUUUUUUCUGUGUGACCCACAAUCAGAUGUUAAUAAUAGAUAAGAAAAGAAACAAUGUCUCACCAUGCAAUUUACUAUUAAUGCGAAACUUGAUAUUGGAUUGCAUGUUGGAUAUUAUCAGAUCAACACAUAAUCCUAAUUGUAACAUUGUUUCAUAAUUGCUACGUAAUGAUAAUGCUACAAUUUCUAAUCGAAAACUGUACGUUGCAUUUGGAAAUACUUCGUGACCCACCUUGAAUAGCUGGACGGAAAGCACUGAUAUAAUCCAUUUUUCACUACCUAUGUAUUUUGGUAUUUCUGGCCAGAUCAUGACUGAGUUUUUUUUUACCCCAGAAUGUAUUAAUUUGCUUCAUGUAAUAUGUCUUGGUGCUGUUUGCCAUAGUUUCCACAAUUUGAAAAAAAUUUAUGAAAAUACAAACUACUUAUUGGUGGUCAUGACUGCAAUAUCAAGCAGUAAUGUAUUACAAGAUUCAUGUUCUAGGAUUUUACAAGAUUGUGACUGGAUUUGGAGUGAUAUUUGAAAAUACUACGGUAUAUCAGAAUGCUUGCCUAAUAGAGUAUUCAGUUGUUGCCGUUCCUGCUUAAUAUCCAAGUUCUUAUGCAAACAUUUCUAGUUAUCGUGUAUUUUGUGUUAAAUUGAAUUCUCACUGGAUAUUAAAAACAGAAACAAUGAGUCACAUAGGUUAUGAUAUGUGUUUCCUAUUACAUUUCCGUAUUUGUAUUAAAUGGUACAGCUAGUAUUUUAAGGUAUACUUCAGGGAUGGCCGAAACUAGAUAAUUAAUAUACCGUACAUUUUGAAAAUUAUUUUCAAUUUUGUAAUAUAACCUAUCCUGAAUAUGGCCUUGUUCAGUUAGGAACUGUUAUACAGGGGUGUCCAUAAAGUCCCAAAUAAUUUUAAAAUUGUGAAGGGAAUUUAUCGAUACCAUGUAUUGUUUUGGACCUAAUACAAAUAUGAUAAAUGAAUUAAACAAUUAAAAAACAGACUUUAUAUCAAAAUUGAAAUUGUAAGGGAUUUUAUGGACACCCUGUAUAUCAUGUGGUAGGAUUUUAUUGUGCAGAAAAAUUAGGCUGUAUGGUUUGGUUGGUUUUUCGAUUUUCACAAGUGUAUUGAAACCUAUUUUUUCUCUGUAUUAAUGUUUUUGCAUAAUCAUCUUAUUGCAAAGGCCACCCACAAGGAAAAAAUGGUGUGGUGCCCGUCAAACUAGUUUUAAUUUAUUUUAAUCUGGUACAUGUGAAUAAUUUCAAUCCCAUUGCGCUGCAAAGCCUAUACCAGAGUCCAAUUUAUUAUGUAUGUCUAUGACGUUACAAUGCCUUUUUUGUGCCUGUAACUACUAGUAAGCCUAUGUUAAAUAAAUGUGUGGCCUGCGGUUUCACCCAGUUAUUUGUAUCUGGCUCUCCUGUUGCAUACCCCUGUCUUGGAUUAGAGUUUCCUUAAAACACCCCCCCCCCCCCAAUCCUCAGAACAGUUUGCUAUUAUGUGAAAUAUACUUUACUAGCCAUUCGAUAUUAUACAAUUUUAUGAGCAAGUUAUGAGGGCAGUGUGACUCUCUUGACUCACAAAUAUAGACUCGAUGUUAUUUUUAUUUGGUGUGCUAUUUCACUCUGAAACAAGGUGCCCACAUUGUACGUUUGUGAACAGUGCUUGAUUAAAAUAAUAUUUGCAGCCUGUUUGUUUUAUUUCGCUCCAUUUUAAUUAUAACAUUGUAUUUGAAAAUAAAUACUGUAUAAAAGAUAUUAAAA